CUCGACCUUGCGUCUCGCGCGGGCAACGCGAAGUCGAAUCCCUUGGCGGCCCCCCGACGUGACCUUGUCGGACAACGAGCCACUCGCGACUUCGAUUCCUCGUGGAAUUCCAGAUCGGACGCCUACCGAAAGCGAUUCUUCUUUAUCGGUGCCGAUCAAUCUCCAUCGAAUCAUCUUUGUUUCUCAUCCCUCGCGUACAAGAGGAGCGUCGAUUUGUUCGGGUUGUGGCUUCUUGAUGGACCACGGCAAGCUUGGAAUGCAGCCCUCGCCACCGGCACCGCCGCAGCAGGCGGCACCGGGGGCCUGGGUGAUGGGCACGCCGGUUGCGCCGUACGCUCAUCAGGCCGCCGGAUGGGUUACUGUCGAGCACAUUCCGUCGCCCUCCGCGACGAACAACAACAGGACCGGCAACCCUUAUGUGGCUACUUUCCCUGUUCCCAACAGUAGCAGCGCCAGUGGCAACCCAUACGUGAAUGUUUCCCCUGUUCCUACCAAGAGCCCCAAAGCAACGAUCCUCACACUGUUGGGCCGAUGCGGGAAGAAGUUGGAAGACACCACAAAAAAGGCAGGGGGCGCUGCAGGAAAUUUCUGGCACCACCUUAAAACGAGUCCUAAUGUCACUGAUGCAGCCUUGGCUAGGCUUGCACAAGGAACAAAAGUGUUUGCAGAAGGUGGAAAUGACAAGGUUUUUCAACAAACAUUUGGUAUUUUUCCAGGAGAACAGCUUAAGAAGGCAUAUGCCUGUUAUCUCUCUACUUCAGCAGGGCCUGUGAUAGGAAUAUUGUACUUAUCUACUGCUAGGAUUGCAUUUUGCGGUGACAAUCCUUUCUGUCGCAUUAUCUCCAGUGGUCAACAAGAGUGGGCAUACUAUAAGGUUGUUGUUCCUCUGGAUCAGUUGAGGGUAGUCAAUCCCUCCGCAAACCCAAGGAACCCUUCAGAUAAAUACAUCCAAAUUGUCACCGUGGGCAACCAUGAAUUCUGGUUCAUGGGAUUCAUUUCGUAUGAGAAGGCUCUCAAGAAUCUUAGGGAGGCUCUACUGAUACUAUAGCUCUCGGCACAUACUUGAUCAGAAUAUAUUUACAUUUUGGACAAUCAUCAAUGACACUACAAAAUCUGUAACUUGCAGAGGAAGAUGGUGUAACAUAAAUAAUUUGACCACUCUGCACCUUCUGAACAGUACAGUAAAACUUCAAGUGAGAUGAUUUGUUGUCUGUGCUGUAGAGCAAGAUAGUUGAUCCUUGAAAUCUAUCUAAGCUCAUGUGUCCUACACUAGUGGUUGACAUGUAUGAACUCUGGAUUUGAGAACUCCGUAUCCAUGUCUUCCUCCAUUAUUAUAA
Messenger RNA from Musa acuminata AAA Group (dessert banana), 1337 nucleotides. RefSeq names its product GEM-like protein 1. The record is from RefSeq and is a predicted model, not a curated record. The coding region runs from base 236 to 1048 and encodes 270 amino acids. The transcript is spliced from 4 exons. Lineage: Eukaryota; Viridiplantae; Streptophyta; Magnoliopsida; Zingiberales; Musaceae.